This is a messenger RNA of Kockovaella imperatae, 990 nucleotides long. RefSeq lists its product as hypothetical. Lineage: Eukaryota; Fungi; Basidiomycota; Tremellomycetes; Tremellales; Cuniculitremaceae. The record is from RefSeq and is a predicted model, not a curated record. The coding region runs from base 1 to 990 and encodes 329 amino acids. The transcript is spliced from 4 exons.
AUGUCCCAAAGUCAAGCAGCAUCAUUCACGCAAGAUGUCACGCUCGGUGAGAAGAACCUCACGGAUCCUAGCUUGCCAUCAGCUCCUCGUAAGAAGAGAGUUGUCGUCACUGGUGGAUCGGGCAAGCUAGGACGAUGGGUCGUUCGAGAAAUGGUGGAGCAUGGAUGGCAGGUCCUCAAUCUGGACAAGUCUGCGCCUGCGCCGUCCGAGAAGGAUGUCCCCGCCAGAUUCAUCAUUGCCGAUCUCACCAACUACGGCGAAGUCAUCGCCCUCUUGAGCGAAUUGGAUGCUGCAUAUCGUGGUAUUGACGCUGUCAUUCACCUCGCAGCGCUUCCAGCCCCCGGAAUGGCGGCAAAUCACGUCAUUUUCCAUACCAAUGUCACUCAGACUUACAACGUUCUCGAGGCUGCGAGGGUUCUGCGUAUCCAAAACAUUGCACUCGCAUCGUCGGAAACAGUAUUCGGCAUCCCUCUCAAUCCCCAUUUGCCUACCAAGCUGCCCCUGACCGAAGAGGUUGAAAGACCUGAAUCUUCAUACUCCCUCUCAAAGCUCUUAGGCGAGAAGAUGAGCGAGCAAUUCUGUCGAUGGGAUCCUGAGCUCAAAAUUAUCAACAUUCGUCUCAGCAAUGUAAUUCCUCCGGAGGACUAUGGCAAAUUCCAGACAUGGCAGGACGAUCCUUGGACCCGAUCGUGGAAUGGCUUUGGCUACAUUGACCCUCGUGAUUGUGCCCAGGCAUUCCGCUUAUCAUUGGAGAAGCCACUCAAGGGAACUCAUGUGUUCAACAUCGCGAACGCCGACUCGACUUACACCGCGCCAACCGCGGACCUCGUGAAGAAGGUGUUCCCGACCGUUCAGUACACCGCAGAGACCGACAAUCCUCGGGAAAGUCUGAUUAGUAUCAAAAAAGCACGAGAAGUGCUGGGGUAUGAGCCUAAGUACGACUGGCAGAGCGAGAUCACCAAGCUUCAAGGUCAUAAGAACGCAGCCUAG